Messenger RNA from Pangasianodon hypophthalmus (striped catfish), 5153 nucleotides. RefSeq names its product suppressor of cytokine signaling 4 (gene socs4). Gene Ontology annotation, cellular component: phosphatidylinositol 3-kinase complex. Gene Ontology annotation, molecular function: 1-phosphatidylinositol-3-kinase regulator activity. The coding region runs from base 154 to 1314 and encodes 386 amino acids. Gene Ontology annotation, biological process: phosphatidylinositol phosphate biosynthetic process; intracellular signal transduction. The transcript is spliced from 2 exons. NCBI's taxonomy places the organism in Eukaryota, Metazoa, Chordata, Actinopteri, Siluriformes, Pangasiidae. The record is from RefSeq and is a predicted model, not a curated record.
GCCGCUCACCACUCACACACACUCUCACACACACACACACCCAAUGCCUCUUAACGCCAUGGGACAAUUCACCGCCUGAGGACUAACUAUUAACAUCUUACAUUUUACACUCUGUUGUUGAGUUUGAAGCACGUGAAGCGAAUCGUCCACAUUAUGUCAGAGAAGAAAUCCAGACCUUCAGAUGCACGUCCCAAAAACCUGCGUAGCUGGAGCGUGGACAGCUACAUCCGCAGCGUUAAGAAGCGCUCGCGUGGUCCACGCCAUGACGCCCCUGCCAGAGGAGAGGAAGGAGACACGCCAGAUGAGCAGAACGUCCGCUCAACUUCCUGUCCCCAGAGACGGAGGGAGAGGAAGUGCAGCUGCACGGCUAUCGGAGACGGAGACAUAGACUCCAUGUGCAGAAAAGCGCUGUCUCGCCGAUCUCUCAGACAGAAGUUCCAGGAUGCAGUAGGGCAGUGUCUCCCUCUCCGUGGUCACCAUCAUCAUCACCACCACCAUCAUCACCAUCAUCAUCAUCAGAGCGGCUCGUCACGACCGUUCUCGGUGCUCCUGUGGUCCAAGCGCAAGAUUCACGUGUCCGAGCUUAUGGAGGACAAGUGUCCGUUCUCGCCGAAGUCCGAACUGGCGCAGUGUUGGCAUCUUAUCAAGAAGCACGGCACACAUCAGAAUGCAUCAUUAGUCCUAGAGGAUCAAAAAAGCAGAAGGUUGUCCUCGUCCCCUUCGACUUUUAUCUCCUGGGAGGAAGUCAGUUCUAAUGGUGCUUCCAGCUUGACUGAUUGGGACGCAUCCUUUAUUCAUGGAGCGCCCCAGUGUUGCGCACACUCCGACUACAUCUUAGUGCCUGAUCUUCUUCAAAUCAACAACAGCCCGUGUUAUUGGGGCGUCCUAAACCGCUUUGAGGCUGAGCAGCUCCUAGAAGGCCAGCCUGAAGGCACCUUCCUGCUUCGAGACUCUGCCCAGGAUGACUAUCUUUUCUCGGUCAGCUUCAGGCGCUACAGCCGCUCUCUGCACGCCCGCAUAGAGCAGAGUGGCAAGCGCUUCAGCUUCGACUGCCGCGAUCCCUGCAUGUACAGAGACGUCAGUGUCACAGGCCUGCUGAAGCACUACAGCGAUCCGGCCACAUGCCUGUUCUUUGAGCCGCUCCUGUCUCGCCCCCUGCCCAGGAACUUCCCCUUUUCCCUGCAGCAUCUGUGCAGGGCGUUAAUCUGUAGCUGCACUACAUAUCAGGGCAUCGAGACUUUGUCCCUGCCUCAUACACUCAGGGAUUACCUCAGGCAAUACCACUUCAAAUGUGACGGGGCUUGUGAUGUGUGACGAGCUACACAGUCAGGGCAAAUGGACUUGUCUCAGAAUCAUAAAGAAUGUGGGUUCUUGAGUGGUGUAAUUUUUUACAGACGAUCGCAAAGUCAAAUGGCAAGGUUACAGCCAUCUGUCCGAGUUCGAAAAAGCAUUAUUGUCCCUGAUUUUCUGGGUGGGACGAUGGUCUUCCUUUUUCCGAUCAGAGUUAGCCAAUCUUGGGCCUCUAUCAGCUCAUUUAUACAAAACAGGGUAAUAAUAGUAACAAAAAAAACUAACAAAAAAUGACUACAACUAAAACAACUAAACGAAAAAACUAUGAGUUGUCUCUUACAUUAAAAAAAAGGUCCCUGUGAUUUCCUUGCACUCUCAGAAAUAAAGGUACCAAACUGUACUUUUGCUUGUUGUUGUUGUGGAACCAUCAAGGGUACAUCUUUUGUACCUCUAGUUUGUAUCUUUUACCUGAAAAAGUGAAUAUAGGAUAAUUUUAAGGUACAUAAUUAGACUUUAAGGACCACUGAUAUACCUUAAAUACACACCCUACAGGUCCAAAACAUGUCCUCUUGAUGGAAACACGACAGCAGCAAGGAAACAUACAGUUUGGUACCUCUAUUUCUGAGAGUGUGUACGUAGGUUUUGUUUAUUUUCUUGCUACAUUUUCAUUUUAUUUCUUUUUUUUAUUAUUUUAACAUUAGCAUUGGAAGUACUUACGUAUUUUACAGACUGUUAGGAUAAAAGCAUACUCAUUUUUCUGUUACAGAACCACUGAGUUAAUCAAUGAUUAAUGCUCUUAAUAAGCAUAAAUUCAUUUUUAACUUCAUUAAAAAAUCAUUUCAUCUCAUUUUAUACUUGUUCCACAUUCAGACAGCUAUAUUGUAUUUCUCUAUAGUCGUAGAACAUUAAUGAGACCUCGAACAUCCUGUUACACAAUCUGCAAUGCGUAUUCAGCCUUCUGUAAAGAUCAAGCUUAAAAGUCACUCAAAGAAUUAGAAAUACUGAAGUUAAAACUGAAACUAAAAUACACUGACCAAAAAAACCCCUGAAAAAAAACCUACAUUUUAAAAAUCAGACCUAUAACACUCAUACAAAAUGAGACAGCGUUCAGCAUGACAUGAGCAGCAAUUUGAACAGAAGAGAUGGAAACACAUUAUAUCCCUCAUCCUGCUGUACAAGUAACCGUCGCGUGAUAGGAGAGAUAAUGUGAUGAGAGCUGGCGCCGUCUAAACUGGGAGAAAACUAUAGAAAGCUUCUGGCUGGAAAAUGUCUUCCUGAUGAAGGUCAUUUUGAAUGAUCUGGUAGUAAGGCCAGGAACCAGCACACAGAGAUCCUGAGUCUGCUGGGAAAAACUUUAACUGGAUCUCUGCAAUCAAUUUUAUUGCUGUAGCACUUAUAAUAGAUAUUGUCACAAAGCAGCUUUACAGAAAUCUGGAUGUAGAUUUAGAUCCCUAAUGACUAAGGCAUAGGCAACUGUAACAAUGACACAAGGAACCACACUCAAAAGGGAAACCAUCUUCUUUGUAAAUCAUUACAUUAUACAGGCUUCGAAAAAUAAAAACAAACAGUAUGAAGUACGUCUUAGUCUUUAUGAUUACAGCAGCAGUUCUUAGGUGCAAAUCUACAGUAUCCAGGUUAGAUUAAAACACUGAAACAAAGGUGAAACUUGGGCAUAAACUGUUUUCGGGAUCUUUAGAGUAUUCAUUCCAGCCAAACUCUAAUCCCCUUACAUUUUUCAGACUUUCCCUUUUUUUUUUUUUUUAAUACAGUGCCUUGUGCUAUAAUCACAAGGUCAGUCACCUUGACUCACUGCUAAUGCACAUUUAAAAUGUAUACAUUUAAAAAACUCAGUUUGAAAUUUCUAGUAGUAGUUAACUAAGAUAACUGGACUUAUGUGCAAUCAUUUGAGACGCUUUUAUCAGAUGUAGUUGUCCACCUUGUCCACACUAAUACAGGGGCAUGUGUGGUGGCCUGGGAAAACCCUUCACAUGAUGGGAUUUUAACAUUUUCUACUAUAUAUGGUGGAACUGAACUAAAAAUGUAUCUCAACCAGAAGUAAAGUUCUAAAAUUUUUAAGUCUGGUUACCCCCCAAAAAAUCAAAAGAGAUAAAAUUCCAGUUAAAGAUUUGAUUCUGACUGAGAUGUCAGACCAUUACAGACACUUGACAGUUGAUAUCUGAUUAUAAAUUUAAUUGAUAAGGUCCAUUUUGUUACAUCACUCAGCUUGAUCAAAAGCCUGACAUUUAUUGUGUAAAAACACACACACACACACACACACUUCGGAUUUAGACAUUUUUAGACAGACUGACCUUGAUCUUUGCAAUGCAAGGUUGGAAAGUAGCCUAAAUAAAAUACAUUUCCACAUCGUUUUGGUGAAAUACAUUAUAUUUAUGUUUUCUUAAAGGUUUCAAAGUUAGGGUUUGUGCAAAAAACCUAAAUCCAAAAAAAUUAAGGCAGGCUAAAACAAUCAGCAACAGUAAACACAGUCAAUGGAUAAUCUAAGGAAUACACCAAUAUAAACACAGCAAGGGUCAAAAUACAGCAAGGCAGUCAGACGUAACAAAAAGGCUCAGAAGUAACAGAAUAUUAGUUAUUGGCAAGACUUCGCAAAGCAUUUGGGCUGCUUAAAUACUUAAAAUAAUAGAAAGUAGUUGUUAGAGUUUGUGCUAAUACUCUGCUAACUGCAGCCUCUUCUGGUGCGGAGGGGAAGUGUGCUAAGCUCCCGCUACAGUAUUUUAUAGGCGUUUUUUUGUUGGUUUUUUUUUGGCUGCUUGCCAGAAUUCAGCCACAGCAACAUCUGAUGGGUUUUCCCAGGCUUCCAGACAUAUAUCAAAAAAGGUUUGCAUGCAGGAAAUGUGUUUAUACUGUAAAUAGAGCAGUUCAGUUGUAAAAGAGUGACCAAAACCAACAAAAUAGCACCACCAACUCCUCUGUGUUGGAUGUAAUGGAGCUGGAGGAUUGUGCAACGAUCAGGAGCCUAACACAAAUCGAUAGACGCCAACAUUUUUUUCAAAUAUCUCCAGAUUUCACCAUCUAUAUUUUAAUUCAAAAAUAUCUAUUUCAAAAAUUUUAGAUGGUUGAAAUAAUGCUUGAAUGUGGAUGCAAGCUCAAAACAAAGACAAAGUUUCGAAAUGGAUUCAUAUGAAUGUAGACAAGAUCUUAAGCUCGCAUUGCAUAUUAUUUUACAGCCAUCGUAUUCAUGAUUUUCCAAAUCGCAUUAAAAACGUAACAGUUCAUGGCUCACACUGGAGUCAUACUUUUUCAUGUUUCUAUUGACUAUAUCUACUGUGUUCCAUGCAAAUGAGAUCUCAGACAUAUGCAAUGGUUGUGUAAUUUCUUGAAACGGCCACGCAGGAUUCGUUUUAGCAUAGAUUUGUCUAUUUAUUUAUUUAAUUGCACAAAAUUUGCGUGGCCAUUUUCUCCAUGUAUAACCAAUAGCCAAUUAUAUUUAUAGCCUUUCAGAAUUACCCGUUGCCUUUUAGCAGAUUUGCACUUAUACCCCGUAUGAAAAGAUGUUGUUGUAAAGUAUAAUGUCUGAUAUUCUUUGUAUACUAUGUAUAUGAACUGAACUCUGUUGUUCUAUGAAAUCUUCAUAAUGAGACGGAACAGCCACAGUUUCUUCAUGCUAAUGUUUUAACAUCGUAUUUAUCAUAAUAUAUGGCCAGAUGGAAACGAUGUUAAGUGGAAAAAAAGCAAUUGGACAUCUCAGUUUUUUGUCAUAUAAUAGCCUACUAUGUCAUCACCUUUAAAGCACGUGUCAUUUAAGUGGUCCAUAUUGUUAAUAAAUAACCUUAAAUUCCUCCAUCUCUGAAUAAUAAUGUGUAAUAGCUCACAAUUUUCAAUAAACACUGCCUAUAAAUACU